This is a messenger RNA of Echinops telfairi (small Madagascar hedgehog), 2497 nucleotides long. RefSeq names its product RAB35, member RAS oncogene family (gene RAB35). The record is from RefSeq and is a predicted model, not a curated record. The coding region runs from base 35 to 793 and encodes 252 amino acids. Gene Ontology annotation, biological process: endocytic recycling. The transcript has 5 exons. Gene Ontology annotation, cellular component: endosome membrane; plasma membrane. NCBI's taxonomy places the organism in Eukaryota, Metazoa, Chordata, Mammalia, Afrosoricida, Tenrecidae. Gene Ontology annotation, molecular function: GTP binding; GTPase activity.
UUCCUGGGGUGGUCCUCAGGACAGGCCCAGCUCAAUGAAGGCCUUUCUCACUGCCUUCCGGGAGGUGGGAACGGCUUGUCUUCACACUCGGAGGGAGGGAGGGGAAGAUAAAAGGGGCGUUGAGAGCAGAAGUGUGUCUGGUCCCAGUGAGCUUUCUGAGUUAGGCCCGUCUCCUGCCCGCUCCCUGGAGAAGGAGCCCCCCAGGGUCCCUCAUCUCCUCGCUGGUUUCUGUCUUGCAGGUGUGGGCAAGAGCAGUCUAUUGUUGCGCUUUGCAGACAACACUUUCUCAGGCAGCUACAUCACCACAAUCGGCGUGGAUUUCAAGAUCCGCACGGUGGAGAUCAACGGGGAGAAGGUGAAGCUGCAGAUCUGGGACACAGCCGGGCAGGAGCGCUUCCGUACCAUCACCUCCACGUAUUACCGGGGGACCCACGGGGUCAUCGUGGUUUACGAUGUCACCAGCGCCGAGUCCUUUGUCAACGUCAAACGGUGGCUUCACGAAAUCAACCAAAACUGUGAUGAUGUCUGCCGAAUAUUAGUGGGGAAUAAGAAUGACGACCCUGAGCGGAAGGUGGUGGAGACAGACGACGCCUACAAAUUCGCUGGGCAGAUGGGGAUCCAGCUGUUUGAGACCAGCGCCAAGGACAACAUCAACGUGGAGGAGAUGUUCAACUGCAUCACAGAGCUGGUCCUCCGGGCCAAGAAGGACAACCUAGCAAAGCAGCAGCAGCAGCAGCAGAACGACGUGGUGAAGCUCACGAAGAACAGUAAACGAAAGAAACGCUGCUGUUAGUGGCCCAGCGACACCGCAGGGACUGCACUGCGGCCGCUCCUCGGGGGACAGUCUCAGUUCCAUGCCGUUAUUUAAAGAAUUCUCCACGUUUUUGUAUCUGAAGGCGCCAUUGGCACUUCCUCCCUUCCUCCCCCCUCGAGUGCCAAGAAGGUGUUGGACAAACCUGCCCUUCCCUGCUGGUGCCCCCACCCGGCCAAGGACGCUGCCAGCGCGGGGAGGAGUCUCCAGUGUCUGUACAUAAUGUCUAUUGCGUGAACCAGCCGUCCCCCGCCCCCACCCCUCCCUCGUCCUGCUCUGCCUUUUGUCUCCUUAACUCCACAGCCUGCUGCAGCAGACCCUCACCACCCCACCGGCUCCGUGAGCGGCCGCAGCUUCCUGGAGACAGGACCGGCCUGGCCGCCUCUUCUGCAAGCCGGGCUGGGGGCCUGGGCACCCUGCUGCUCUCGUCUCUCCCUAGGCCGUUGGCCUUUGCUGCCACCUUGAGCCUGACCUGUAAGCACCUGGCACCUGGGAAGCCAGGUCUCCAGAUGGUCUCCUUCUGCAGGCCCUAGCCCCUCAUCCCAGAGGCCUCCAGCUCGGCCUCCGAGUCUCCAGCCCAGGGAAGAGUAGGUGUCGACUCCGUACCCAAACGUCUCAGGCCCGUGGGGAGGGAGGGGAUGCGAGUGCAGAGGUGUGGCCAGCGGCGCGUAGAGGAGCACUCGACAGCGAACUAAAGCCAAAUCAGACGAACCGAGUUCCUCGUGCAUCUCCUCUCCCCCGGCUUGGACCCCCACUGCGAGUCCUGUCAGGAAACCUGGACGGGGCUCUUGGCAGAGCAGCUCCUGCCCUCCGUCUGUUUCUUGGUGGGGACAGGUCCCUGUGGUCAGUCCAGGGUCUCCACUGGAGUUCCUGGGACUAAGGUGUAGCACCAAGCACCUCAGAAUAUGGGUGGGGGCUGGGGAGCUGCUGGGCUGACAGGCAGCUGUGGAUACUGACAGUUUGAGUACAAAGUUGAAAGCGUUUCCCAACCAGUAGGGAGGACCGGGCAGGGGCUUCACCCUGAUGACUGCUGCCUGCGCCUCAGGACCACGGGCUGGGCGUUCCCACCCCAGGGUUGUCUUUGCUCCAUUCCCUUUCCGAGACCAUUUCCCGGCGAGGCCUGAUGGGACAAUCACUCCCGGCUCACACCUCGGGCUCUCUGGACAAGACUAUCUAGUUGGAUUAUAAUCAAAAUCGAGCCAUUCUUCCGAAUACUCUCUCCACUUGCCCAGGCCACCAAAAGCCCCUGGCUCUGUGGCAGGCUGUUGGUGGAGCUGCAGUGGGGUGGGGAGCUCUGGGCCAGAGUGGCUGUGGCCCCCAGUGACUGGCAGCACCUUCCCAUUUGGGCUAGGCCCCAUGCAGGCCAAUCCUGGCAAACAGGUGCUGUGACGAUAAGAGCCGGGGCUCUAGGGAAGGUGGGUGGGUGAGCCUGAGGGCUUCUGGCCACUGGGUGUCCAGUCCCCGUGGUGUGUGGUUUGGGGACUACAGGAUGUAGUCUGAAUGUCACCAUGACAGAUUGGGGGGUGGGGGUGUGUGGCUCAGGGCUGGGCCGGUGUCCUGGUGGACCUGAGGAAAGCUUCCUGUCCAACAGCACUGCUCAGUGGUUUGCUAGGACGAUUUCUGUACGGAAAAUUUCUAAUUAUGCUUUUUAAAAAAAUUACUAAAAAUAAAGGUUCAAGCUGCCAA